ACUUGUUUUCCGAACUGGCAGCAGCGUGCGUUCCUAGGACGGUUAUAACUCGGCUCCUUCUCUCAUCUCUCUUUUCAAACAUAACCCACACAGUCUUUCCAGGAUGCCUUACUUCGAUACCAUCCGUGGUUUAUUCGUUAACAACUUCACACGCCUUCAGUACGUCCUCGUUUUGCUUACUUGCGCAGUCACAUUCGCGUACCAUCUAUGCAGAGCGAUACUCCGAGAAAGUGUCUGUCUCCUCUUGGAUCCGGCAAAGCAUCUGUCUGCUCGCUCUCUUGCCUCUACUUCGGUGAACCACGAAGGAGAAACCCGAUGUGCUCAGAUACCCGGUGAUCCACAACACAUGUAUAUGUGCGAAUCACAGAAAAUCCCUAGCACUUCUUCGGGUAAUACGUCUCCUGCCGUCCAAGAUACCGAUGAUAAAACCACGAACUGGGAGGGGGUGUCGUCUGUGGCUCGUCCUCGUCUCGAUAUUGCUAGGCUGCGACGGCGUGUAGAAGAGAAAGAGGCACCUAGCGGGCGUACAGCAGUCGAGACAACGCCUAGGACCUCCGCUACUGAGCCCAUACCUCGCGCACUGCUCCGCCGGAAUGCUUACGCCAACCUGGGCCUCGGACGUCCAUCUCGCCCUCUGGUUCCUCAAUCACCAAUUCGUAUUCAGGGGCCGUUUAUUCGGCGACCCCUCAUUCCCAUGGCGCACCAAGCAACUGCUGCUAGUAAGCCUUUGCCACCGCCUCCGAAGGCAUCUCCAGAUGCGACUCCAAUCUACUACCCUGGACUUGGUCUCUGUUACUCAUCACGUCCUGUUGUGAAGCCUUCGGUAUCUAAACGAGGAUCGGCACAACGUCUCGCCAAGCCAUUGCUACUGGCCCCUGUCACCACGACUGCGACGGUGGUGUCUUCCCCUGCGACUAGAUUAAAGCCUUCUGCGAAGACCUUUGUGCCCGCGACUCCACGCGCCCCGACUGUAGCCCAAAAGUCCGAUAGCAAGACAGGCAUCUCCAGAGAUGAGGAUGCCAAUCUAGACACCCCCAUAACUAAAGGCGCCGUUCUGGGGUCCAGAUGCAUGAUCUCGAAGGCAGGAAAGGAAAAUGGUGAGCGAUUCAGGCAGCGCGGGAGGAGGGCGAAAGGUCCACGUGCAUUGCCAGUAGUCUGAAUGCGACGUUGUUAUCGUCACUCUCCAUACUUCAUAAUCAUACGUGUUUCGUACGUUUUAUACCCUGCUAUUGAAGUCAUCUUGCUUCUGGAAAUCUCGUGCCCUAUGCUCCGCUGGUAACGAGUUGUUCAGAUGAAUAAAAACGUUCUGUGGACAGAAGAGUGACGUACCA
Somion occarium is the source of this 1331-nucleotide messenger RNA. Lineage: Eukaryota; Fungi; Basidiomycota; Agaricomycetes; Polyporales; Cerrenaceae. The record is from the annotation of a GenBank genome assembly.